GUUAUUGCCCCCCUUUAUCUCUUUUACCUAAUCUAGAUUUAUAUUUUUGAAAAUAACAUCUACUAUCAACCUGAUGUAAAGAGUAGCUCAUUGCGACUGACAUCCUCAGGAAAAGAAGGAAUCAUUUUUAAUGGAAUCGCAGACUGGCUCUAUGAAGAGGAGCUUCUUCACUCUCACGUUGCCCACUGGUGGUCCCCGGAUGGAGAAAGGUUGGCAUUCCUGAUGAUAAAUGACACUUUGGUACCAAACAUGGUUAUUCCUCGGUUUACUGGAGGUCUGUAUCCCAAAGGAAAGCACUAUCCAUAUCCUAAGGCAGGUCAAACCAACCCAACGAUAAAGCUGUUUGUUGUCAAUCUAUAUGGACCAACACAUACACUGGAACUCAUGCCGCCUGACAGCUUUAAAUCAAGAGAAUACUACAUCACUAUGGUAAAGUGGGUAAGCAAUACCAAGACACUGGUGAGAUGGUUAAACAGACCACAGAACAUUUCCAUUCUUACAGUUUGUGAGACCACGACUGGGGCUUGUAGCAAGAAAUAUGAGAUUACAUCAGAAGUGUGGCUUUCUAAACAGAAUGAGGAGCCAGUUUUCUCCAAAGAUGGAAGUAAGUUCUUUAUGAUAGUCCCAGUGAAACAAGGUGGCCGGGGUGAAUUCCACCACAUAGCCAUGCUUAUUGUUCAGGCUAAAACUGAACAAAUCAGUGUGAGACACCUGACAUCAGGAAACUGGGAAGUUAUCAAAAUCCUGGCAUAUGAUGAAAAUACUCAAAAGAUUUAUUUUUUAAGCACUGAAGAUUCCCCAAGAGGAAGACAGCUACAUAGUGUAUCAACUGUUGGAUUACUGAACCGCCAGUGUCUUUCAUGCAACUUCAUGAAAGAUCAGUGCACAUACUUCAGUGCAAAGUUUAGUCCUAUGAACAAGCAUUUUUUACUACAUUGUAAAGGUCCAGGCGUUCCAGUUGUUAGCGUGCACACUACAAGUAACCCUGGAAAAUUUUACAUAUUGGAAAAUAAUGCUGUGUUGAAAGAAACUAUUUUAAAGAAAAAGAUUUUCCGGACAGAAAUUAAAAUGCUUCACAUUGAGGAUUAUGAACUUCCUUUACAGUUGUCAUUUCCAAAGGAUUUCACAGAUCGAAACCAGUAUGCUGUUCUGUUAAUAAUUGAUGAAGCUCCAGGCAGCCAGCUGGUUACAGAUAAGUUUCACGUUGACUGGGAUUCGGUGCUUGUCAACUCUGAUAAUGUCAUCGUAGCUCGAUUUGAUGGCAGAGGGAGUGGAUUUCAAGGCCUUAAAAUUCUACAGGAAGUCCAUCGUUGCUUAGGUUCAGUGGAAGUGAAGGACCAAAUAGCAGCUGUAGAAUCAUUACUGAAACAACCAUUCAUAGAUCCUAACCGACUGAGCAUAUUUGGAAAGGGAUAUGGCGGAUACAUUGCAUCAAUGAUCCUGAAAUCCAAUGAAAGACUUUUUAAAUGUGGAACCGUUAUUGCACCAAUCACAGACAUGAAGUUGUAUGCUUCGGCUUUUUCAGAAAGAUACCUUGGCAUUCCAUCUAAAGAGGAAAAUACGUAUCAGGCAUCCAGUGUACUGCACAAUAUUCAUGGUUUAAAAGAAGAGAAUUUGCUAAUAGUUCAUGGGACAGCUGAUACUAAAGUCCAUUUCCAACACUCAGCAGAACUAAUUAAACAUCUAAUAAAAGCUGGAGUUAAUUACACUAUGCAGAUCUACCCAGAUGAAGGUCAUAACAUUGCAUCUGAGAAAAGCAAAUAUCACCUUUACAGCACAAUCCUUGGGUUUUUUAGUGCUUGUUUAAAGGAGGAAGCCCCAAUUUUACCACAGGAACCUGAAGAGGAUGAAUAAGGAAGCCUGUUUGUACAGUACUGAAGGGAGACUUACUUUGAGGCUCAAUAAAACCUUAAAUAAAAGAGACUGUAAGAGUGCAGAUUCGGCAGAAGCUCAAGGGCAGCUAAAGGAUAUAACAGUGGAACAGCACAUUUAGAGACACUGAGCUAAUAAACUGGAAUUUGAAUUCAAAGUCCAAACAUAUUACCGAGGGACAAAACGUAUCCCUUUGUGGAAGGACAACGGUUGGUUACAGUUUCCUGGACAAACUUAGUUUUGCAUAAGUGUAGAGUUAGUGCAUGUUUAUUAUGUUAAGCCUCACUGUUUGUUCUGUAAGUAGUUGCUCUGUUUUUAAUUUAAAUGCACAUCUUUAUCCAUUUUUGCAUUAUGCUCUACCAAUCAUAAAUAUUAAGGCCACUUAUAUUUUAAAAGGUGAGUUGCAAUCUAAUACUUUACUGUAACAUUACAAUAAGUGCAAUUCCUUUCCUGUCUAUUAAGCAUAAGAAAGCAUUGAGUUAAUAAAGGAUGUGAUAUUUUCUAUAGUUUCUGUUUAAAGGGGAAAUAUUGUCCAGUGGGCUAUAUAACAUAAGUAUAAAAACUGAUUUUGUUUUAUUUAUUUAUUUUAAUUUCAGGCAUUUAUUAUCGUUAUUGUACCUAUUAGUAACCAGUAAGGGCAUUUUUGGGAGUGCACUCUUGGUCUUUAUGUAUAUACACAAGACUUCCUAAGCAGAAAAUCUUUGUAUGCUUGAAUAAUUUUUCAAGCCAUAAUUAACAGCUGUGUUUUAACAAUGUCUGCAAUUGAAAUACUUCCCCAAUCCAAAAUGUAUCAUUUCCAUAAGAAAUGUUUGGGUUGUGUUUUGGUAUUGUUUAUAGUAGUUAAUAGUUUGCUGGUUAUACUCUAAUUUUAGAAUAUGCUACUUUGUCAGAUGUAAAUUAGAUACAUAAAUAUUAAAUUAUAGUUUCAGAUAAAGAAAUUUUAUUAACAAAGUAAUGCCAUUGAGUAGUAUUUUACCCUAACAAAGAAAUCUUUGCUCAGAUUCCAUUCUAAUUUCUGUCGAGGUAGCAGGUAACUGGAACAGUCUGUCAGUUUUUAUUUGGUAUUCCACAUCUGCUCAUUAAGAAGGAUUUACAUUCAACAGUGUUACGAAGAAAUGAAAUAGUUUUCAUCCAUGGCCAAGGAAGCUCCUGACAAAUGAAGUUUUGUUAUUUUAUUCAGAUGGAGAUACCAGAAUGCAUCCAUUUAUUUGUCAAGGUGAAUUACAGCACUAGAAAUUGACGCUAUGAAAUAAACAAACCAGUCAACAUAGGUCAUCAGAAUAUUAACAUCAACAAUUGAAAAUCAAACAUUAUGUUCAUUUAAUAUUAGGUAUGUUCCAGAAGGGAUCUGAAGGCUCUUGACAAAUGCUGUGCAACUCACAUAAAUACAUAUGUAAUUUUUUCUCUGGAUAUUAUUUAUUAAUGCUUUUCUACGUGGUUAGGAUUUCAUUUCUUGUGAGAUUAAAAUUAAAGUAAUCAACAUAAUUUUUGGAAAGUAACUUAUACUAUUUAAAAUGCAAAGUUUUGCAUAUUUUAUGAAGA
This is a messenger RNA of Chrysemys picta bellii (western painted turtle), 3414 nucleotides long. RefSeq names its product dipeptidyl peptidase like 10 (gene DPP10). Gene Ontology annotation, molecular function: serine-type peptidase activity; potassium channel regulator activity. Gene Ontology annotation, cellular component: plasma membrane; voltage-gated potassium channel complex. Gene Ontology annotation, biological process: regulation of potassium ion transmembrane transport; proteolysis. Lineage: Eukaryota; Metazoa; Chordata; Testudines; Emydidae. The record is from RefSeq and is a predicted model, not a curated record.